Molecule: messenger RNA, 960 nt
Organism: Thelazia callipaeda (thelaziosis nematode)
Lineage: Eukaryota; Metazoa; Nematoda; Chromadorea; Rhabditida; Thelaziidae
Source: the annotation of a GenBank genome assembly
CUCUCUAGGAUAAUGGUUAAAAUAUUAGCACUUCAUGAUUACCUGACCAAAUUUAUAAUGGAUGCUGAAGAAAGUGGUGAUUUCACUGAAGCUUCGUAUUUUUCAAUUGAUGUUCACCCACAAAAAGCAGAUCGAAAAGCUAUUGACUGGAUUUUCCUAGUUGAUACUAUCAAUUUCUCAUUUUGGUCUGAUGAUAAAACGAAAUUCCAAGUCACGUUUCACGGAAAAAAAUAUACGGGUUACCUUGCUGCUUGUGCAUGUGUUAAUAGAGCAUUAGAAUCAAACAUAUCAAUUACUUCUGCUAAUUAUUUGGAGAAAGUGACGUGUGACGAUAUGAGAGAAAUCUUCAAAACUGAUGAUGGUAGUGAAAUCCCUUUAUUGAAGGAGCGGGUAAAAGUGAUGAAUGAAGCUGGGAGAGUGCUGAAAGAGAAAUUCGAUGGAAUGUUUUACAAUUGCGUAUUGAAAUGUGGUAAAAGUGCUAUUAAACUAGUGGAAGAUGUGGUGGAACAUUUUGAAAGUUUUCGUGAUUUUGCAGUUUACAAAGGACAAGAAGUUUCAUUUCUCAAACGAGCACAAAUCCUCGCUAGCGACAUAUAUUUAUGUAUGCACCGUAUCGACGACACAUGCAAUUUUCAUGACAUCAGUAGUUUGACCAUGUUUGCGGACUAUAGAGUACCACAAGUACUCAGUUUCCUUGGUGUACUGAAGUAUUCUCCGAAACUCAUGAAAACACUACGAGCAAACACAUUACUAGAAAAUGGCUCUGAACAUGAAGUAGAACUGCGGGCGUUUUCAAUCAAAGCUUGCGACGUUUGUCGAUCAGAAUUAAAAGAAAUAUACCAUAGUCUCACGCAGAAUGCCAUGUAUGUAGACAACUUUUUAUGGCUUUACCGACGAAAAAACGCUGCACAAAUUGAGAAUGUUGUACCAUUUCACCGAACACGAUGUAUAUAUUAUUGA